AUGGUAGCCACUGACGCGUACUUCAACUCACUAACUUCAAGUCACCUCAGGAAGAAGCCGCAUAGACCUGGUAGGCCUAAACGAAUAGUGAGGGAUUGCUGGGAACGCUUGGCAGAGGAACCUGUCAGAUUGAUUUUCAACUCGCACCUCCUGCAGGGGUUCGACCGCGUCUCGGGAGCAGUGGGGAACAUUGAGUCUGAAUGGGCCUUGUUUUGCACUGCCAUUGUUGAGGUGGCUGCUGGGAGGUGUGCCCGCAAGGUACCUGGGACCAGUCGUGGUCGAAACCCCCGAACCAGAUGGUGGACACCAGAGGUGAGGGGGGCCAUCAGGAUGAUGAAGGAGGCCUACAGGGCAUCGUUGGCCUCUGGGUCUCCUGAGACAGCUGACUGGUACCGGCAGGCCAAGCAGCUGUGGCUGUCGCAGAGUGGGGGCAGGGAGCUACUGACUUCAACUGAGGACAUAGUCAGGUGGUGGAAGGAAUACUUUGAGCACCUCCUUAAUCCCACCAACACGCAUUCCAUGGAGGAAACAGAGCCGAGGGGCCCGGGGUUGGACGGAUCAAUCACUGGGGCAGAAGUCUCCGAGGUAGUGAAAUUACUUCGCAGCGGCAGAGCUCCGGCAGAGGAUGAAAACCGCCCUGGGUUUCUCAAGACUUUGGAUGUUACAGGGCUGUCUUGGUGGACACGCCUGUGCAACAUUGCCUGGUCAUUGGGGGCAGUGCCUUUGGCAUGGCACACCGGGAUGGUGGUGCCUAUCUUUAAGAAAGGCGACCAAAGGGUGUAUUCCAACUAUCGGGGAUCACACUCCUCAGCUUCCACGGGAAAGUCUAUGCCAGGGGGCACCCUGUGUGGGGUACUCCAGGAGUAUGGGGUGGAUGGCCCUUUGUUAGGGGCCAUCCAGUCCCUGUACCACAGGAGUAUGAGUCUGGCCCGUGUGGCUGGCAACAAAAUUUCUAGGCGCAGCCGGGUGGUGGAGGGGGUCGAGUUUGAUCGUGGGAGGAUCUCUUCUCUGCUUUUUGCAGAUGAUGUGGCUCCAUCGCACAGCGACCUCCAGCUCUCACUGGGGCAGUUCGCAGCCGAGUAUGAAGCGGCUGGGACAAGAAUCAGCACUUCCAAUUCUGAGGCCAUGGUUCUCAUCCGGAAAAGGUUGGAUUGCUUGCUCCAGGUCAGGGGUGAGUGCCUGCCCCAAGUGGAGGAGUUCAAGUAUCUCGGGACCUUGAUCACGAGUAAGGUUAGGUUGGAGCGUGAGAUCGACAGGCGGAUUGGGGCGGCAUCUGCAGUGUUGCGGGUGCUUAACCAGUCUUUCGUGGUGAAGAGGGAGCUGAGCCAGAAGGUUCAAACAUGUAAGGAGUUAUUGUAUGCAGCCUUUCCUGGGACCCCUCGCCACGACACAACGAUCCUGAAGGGCUACUUUCGCUGGAAAUGUCACAAUCGCUGGUGCUGCUAUGUCCUGUUUGACUUCCUCUCCAACCUUGGACUACAGAAAUAUUAUCCGAACAAACUCACCCUCGACUCUCUGUUGGAAGUCAACAAAAGUAGCCUAUCUGAAAGUGCCGUUUUAUCAGAAGAUGAAAUACCAUUUGUUUUCCUUAGAAAACUGUUCAAAAUCAAUGCUGAAUGCAGAAAAUUUACAAAGGGACUAAGUAAUCAUGGAAAGACCGAAGCCACUCUCGACCAGCUGGACAUUUACACUGCACCUGACUCAGAAAACACAGUUCAUCCUCUUGACCUGAUAGUAGGUCUAUUUCUUUGUGCCGACAGCUUCUUGCGACAGGAAAUGGCUCUCAAGAUGUCAUUAUGCCAGUUUUCAGUCCCACUGUUGUUGCCCCACUGCAACAACAAUCAAUCUACUCUGAUGUUAUGGACAUUGAGAGAAAUUGUAAAAGAAUGGUGUCCACAUGAGUUGUCUGAGACAAAAGGAUUUGUGGAGAAGUACAUUGUCGAAGCAUCUAUACCAUUCCUUUCCUUUGUGAGGCUGAAAAACUGCAGUUUAUCCAAAUCUCAGUUCUUAAAUCACAUCCUCAGCCGUGGCCAACAGAACCACAGCAUGUUCAUACACAGAGACAUGGAAGGAGGGGCACGAAGAAGAAAAAUUGCAAAUACGUUGGUGGAGGUUGGCUGGUUCCUUCCUAGUGGGAGAGAAAAUACUGACAUAUUCCCAGAGCCUAUUGCAUUCGCAAAUUUGCGAGGUGAUAUUUGUGAGUCGCUCACACAGUUUACCUUCCUUUAUGAAGUGUCCAAUGCAAUCUUUGUAUUCAUGGACAAAGUUGAAGAAAAGGAGCAUGAAAUUCUGACAGCUCUUGAAGACGCGAAAUCAAAACUGCAUUUUGUUGUUAAUCGCAAAGACAGCACCUCUGCGGACAUAACGUCUGUCAAGAAAUCAAUGCAGGAACUGGAAUUACCAAAAACCAACAUUAAAAUCAAAGACUCGAGGGUGAAUGUGGCAGGAUUUUCUCAGAAACUGUGUGGAGCCAUCAAAAAUUCACUGUCUACUGUGAAAAAAACAAUGAGUAUUGAAAAUAUGAGCACAAAAGCAAUCAAAUUGGGACUUUCAGUGGAUGAAAACAUUACUCUCGACCAGAAAAAAACCGCUGAACAUGUCAUGAAGGGUAUUACUGAACAAAGUAUAGCAAAUUACAAAAAAAAACAACUGCCUUUGCAAGGAGAAAAUUGGAAGAAGUUAUCACAACUGGAGAUGAAGGAAUGCAGAAUGAAUGAUGUUAGCACAGUUGGUGGUGAGCAUUACAAAGCUCAACUACAGCAGGAGAAAAAAAAGCUUUGGAAAGAACAAGACAAGAAAAAGCGGCCAAAAGGAAUGCAAGAUUUUAUUGACACCUUAGCAAGAAGCAACAAAGAAGAAAAGCGCUACUUUUUGAAGUGGAUGAAAUUCAUUUGUAAUAACAAUUCCCGAGACACCCUUACUGUCCUGCGAAACAAAUUCAAAGAGCAAUGCAAAAAGAAGGAUGCCAAACUCAUUGCAGAGAUUGAUCAAGAAUUGUUGGACAGCUCUUUAGGAGUUGAGCAUUACAUGAGAGAAAUGGGAAUAAACUAUGAGGUUUCCAUGCAGUCGCACGGUGGUGCAGAAAAAUUGUCUUAUUUGCCUUCUGUAGCUGCUGAAAUGCUGUUGGAUGGAUAUCCAUUGGAGUUUUUAGAUGGAGAUGCUUCAAAUAUCCCAGAGAAGUGGAUGACUGCCGUGUUAAUGGAGCUUCACAAGAAAGUCGGUGAAAAAAGCAAGCUGAUAGCAAUAUCUGUGUUGGGUGUUCAAAGCACUGGAAAAUCAACACUUCUCAACACCAUGUUCGGUGUUCACUUUCCAGUCAGCAGUGGCAGAUGCACAAGAGGCGCCUACAUGUUAUUCCUCAAAGUUGGAGAUGAUACCAAAGAGAAAUUGGGUUGUGACUUCAUCCUUCUUAUUGAUACUGAAGGUCUGAAAUCCCCUGAUCUUGCACAACUAGAAAAUAGCUAUGAGCACGACAACCAGUUGGCAACCUUCGUCAUCGGUUUAAGUGAUGUCACCAUUGUCAACGUUGCAAUGGAGAAUGCAACGGAAAUGAAAGACAUCCUGCAAAUUGCUGUCCAUGCUUUCAUGCGAAUGAAACAAAUUGGGAAAAAAACAGUUUGUCAUUUUGUCCACCAAAAUGUUGCUGGAGUGUCUGCACAUGACAAGACCUUGACAGAGAGACACCAUCUAUUGGAUCAGCUCAAUGAAAUGACAAAAAUUGCGUCUGAAAUGGAGAGACAGCCGACAAUUCAAGCAUUUACGGAUGUGCUCGACUAUGACUUAGAAAACAACAACUGGAACAUUCCAGGACUUUGGCAUGGAACGCCUCCAAUGGCACCAGUCAACACUGGUUACAGUGAGGCUGUAGCAGACUUCAAGAAAAAUCUUCUGGAGACCUUGGGAAAAGAAAAGCGAAAUGAAAUUGGCAAUAUUCCAGAAUUACUUGAAUGGAUGCGUAGUCUGUGGAAAUCAGUCAAAUAUGAGAAUUUCAUCUUUAAUUUCAGAAACACACUUGUGGCCCAUGCUUAUGACAACUUGUGCAAAGAGUUUGGCCAGUGGGAAUGGCAGAUGCGAAAAGAAAUCCUCUCCUGGCAGAAAGAAGCAGAGUUGGAAAUUUUAAAUGCUCACGAAGCUGAAUGGGGCACAUGGGACAGGUUGCUCAUAUCAAGGAAAUCAAAACUACUUGAGGAAAUUGAAGUACAGCAAACCAAAUUGAAUGAGAAGCUUACCAACUAUUACAGAAGGACAGACCGACAUGUUAAUUUGAUAGAGAAAUACAAAACCGACUUUUUUAAUUCUAUCAGGAGUCUGUCAAAUGAGAUUCAACAUUCAGUGGAAAAUGAAUUGGACAAAGCCCUCGACCGCAAAAUCGGCUUUGAAAAGGUGCAGGAUAUACAACGGAAGUACCGGCGUGUGAUUGAAGAGAAAGUCAUGAAACUUCUGCAUGACUUCAAAAACUCGAGGCUGUCUGACGACCAACUGAAAGAGGAGUUUGAGAAAAUGUGGAAUGUAGCUACUGCCAAUGUUCCCACACUAGAAGAACAAGAUAUACCAUCAAAAAUUCUCACCAAACUGAAGGAAAAUUUCUCAAAUCGCAAAGUAAAUGAAAAACUAGGAGAUAUUAAAAGCCUAAAGGAUUUGGGAAUGGAACCAUUUAAGACCAAAAGUGAACAUCAAAACUUGAAGAAGUUAAUUCAGAAUAUCUGGACAGGAGAAUUAGAAAUUUUUGCAAAGGGAAUUAUUGAAUUAUCCCACCGAUUUAUUGUUGAUAAAAGCAAGUCAGAUGCUGACUACCAUGAUUCUUUCACAAGGGAUCUGCUGCAGAUGAUUGAUGAAAAGCUGAGUGAAGGUUACAAGCGUCAUCAAACCACCAAUAAGUUUGAGAUCGACAUCAAACUUCAUAUUUGUGGCAUUGCUGCUACAGAAUUCCACAAGAUGCACCAACAGUUCUUGUCAAGGAAUGACCCUCGAAAACAACUGGAAAAGUCCAAGAAUCAGUACUUGUCAGACUUUCUGGAUUCUUACAAGGAAAACAAUGAUUGCAAACGCAAAGCAGAUGAUUUUGUCCAGCUUUGUUUCAAGCCAGCAAUUGAGGAUUACAUCAACAGAGCUUUGGGAAUUGACAUUGUGGAUGAUAUUUUGACAAGCAGCCAUUCAAUGAUGUACAGCUCACGCUCUUGUUUUCAAUACGACAUUCAGAGAGAAUUAUUGGAGAAAGAUGAUUUCGAGACUUUUGUCAAGUACAUUUUGUACUAUGAAACAUAUGUUAAGGAUCAGAUUCUUCUUCAUAUCAGUCAGAAAAUGGACAAGGACAAGAUGUUGUUUAAAUUAAAGAAGAACAACUUGGAGGCUGUGGUUUCUAAAUUAAUUAAUGCAAUGACACAGUCCUCAAAUAUAGUAUCAGAUGACGAUGCAAAUAUUUCAAAUCUCGUCAAGGAAAUGCGCAAAUCUCUGGUUAAAGACAUUGUAAUAUCAGAGGAAGCACAAAAUGGCAGUCUUUUUCAGAUCAAAAGCACAUGCCAAUCAUUUACACAAAGUGUCAUUGUGUCUUUGAAUGAAUUGAAAGAAACACUCCUUGAUCAAUUUUCCAAAACUAAAGACGUAACUGAAAGUCUAGAUCAACUUGCAAUAAAACCGCAGGAUGAGCUUUUCAAGCGAAUAUUUGGAUGUGGACACCAGUGCCCGUUUUGUCGAGUUCCUUGUGAAGCAGGUAGCAAAGAACACAAAAAACAUCACGCAGCUGUGCAUCGACCACAGGCACUUGGAAGAUACAGGAACAGCAAAACUCAGAUACUUGUUGAAACUCUUUGUACGACUGACGUGCAGAGUAAUAGGCAAUUUAAAAAUCAAGUAACCAGUGAAAGGUUUGUUCCUUACCGAGACUACCACCUCUACUAUCCUGACUGGCACAUUCCCCCAGACCGUACAAUGGAAGCGUCUGAUUACUGGAAAUACGUACUGGUGCGCUACAAUGACCAAUUUGCAAAAGAGUAUGAGGCCAAGCCAGCCAAUGUUCCAGAGCCCUGGAAGAAAAUCACAAAGGAUGAAGCGCUGAAGGGUUUGAUGGAUGCUUUCAGUAUCAAAUAA
Nerophis lumbriciformis (worm pipefish) is the source of this 6087-nucleotide messenger RNA. The record is from RefSeq and is a predicted model, not a curated record. NCBI's taxonomy places the organism in Eukaryota, Metazoa, Chordata, Actinopteri, Syngnathiformes, Syngnathidae.